AGGCGGCAGGAGGAGGUGCGGGGGGCGGAGCUGCCGGCGUCGCCCCGCCCUCCCCGGUCUGGGCGCUGCGGAAGCGGCGGCGGCGGCCGGGGCCGCGUCCCCGCCGGGCUCCGGGCGGCGGGAGGCGGAGCGAGAGCCCGGGCACGGCGGCAUCUUCCAGAGCGGCCUUCGCCGGGGCUCCAUGGAGAAGCGGGGCGCGCCGCCGCCCGCCGCCCCUCCGCGGGGCCCGGUGCUGCACAUCGUGGUGGUGGGCUUCCACCACAAGAAGGGCUGCCAGGUUGAAUUUUCUUAUCCUCCCCUAAAGCUUGGAGAAGGACAUGACAGCCACAGUUUACCAGAGGAAUGGAAAUAUUUGCCGUUUCUUGCCUUACCAGAUGGCGCUCACAACUACCAGGAAGAUACUGUGUUUUUCCAUUUGCCGCCGAGAUGUGGGGAUCAAACUACAGUAUAUGGUGUUUCUUGCUAUAGGCAGAUUGAAGCAAAGGCAUUAAAAGUACGGCAAGCGGACAUCACUCGAGAAACAGUACAGAAAAGUGUGUGUGUUCUCUGUCAGCUGCCUUUGUAUGGGUUACUUCAGGCAAAGCUGCAACUCAUUACACAUGCAUAUUUUGAAGAAAAAGACUUCUCGCAAAUUUCAAUUCUGAAGGAACUUUACGAUCAUAUGAAUAGUUCCUUGGGCAGUACGUUGCUAGAAGGAUCACAAGUUUAUCUUGGUCUGUCUCCUCGGGAUCUUGUUCUUCACUUUAGACACAAGGUCUUGAUCCUUUUUAAAUUGAUUCUUCUAGAGAAAAAGGUGCUGUUUUAUAUAUCUCCAGUAAAUAGAUUGGUGGGAGCUCUGAUGACUGUCCUGUCACUCUUUCCUGGUAUGAUUGAACAUGGUCUUACUGACUGCUCACAUUAUAGACCAAGAAAGAGCAUAUCUGAGGAUGCUGGCCUGCAGGAGAAUACACCACAGUUAGAUGACUGUGUUUCUGUGUCUGCUGCUGAUACUUCAAAUACAAACUUAAGAAUGGGAAAGGGAGACAUGAAGAUGGCAGGAAACCAUUCACUGGAAGGUCGAAAAGCAAACAUGUCUUUCUCCCAGUCAGAGAAGACUUGUAACGGAGCUCAGUCCUCCAACGGUACUGUGCAGCGCUUGAAAGUUCCUUCCCGUGCUUCUCCAGCGUCCUCGGAAAGUGACUGGGAGACCUUAGAUCCUAGCAUUUUGGAGGAGUCUAAUUUGAAAGAAGGAGAACGUGAAAAUACAGCAUCAGAACAGGCUGAAAAUCUACCGAGCAAAGGCAUGAGCUCAGAAAGCCUUCCAAUCACUGUGCAGCCCCAAGCAAACACAGGACACACGGUGUUUGUUCCAGGACUGAUAUCUGGGUUGGAAGAGGACCAGUAUGGUAUGCCGCUGGCUAUUUUUACAAAGGGAUACCUUUGUUUGCCAUACAUGGCACUGCAGCAGCAUCAUCUCCUGUCAGAUGUAACAGUCCGUGGCUUUGUUGCGGGAGCCACCAAUAUCCUGUUCCGUCAGCAGAAACAUCUGAGUGAUGCAAUUGUGGAAAUAGAAGAUGCUCACGUACAAAUCCAUGAUCCAGAACUCCGUAAGAUCCUGAACCCAACAACGGCUGACCUAAGAUUUGCAGAUUACUUGGUGAAGCACGUGACUGAGAACAGAGAUGAUGUUUUCCUUGAUGGCACUGGAUGGGAAGGAGGAGAUGAGUGGAUCAGGGCCCAGUUCAGCGCUUACCUUCAUGCACUGCUUGCUGCCGUGCUGCAACCAGACAAUGAAAAGACUUUGUCAGACUUCGGAACAGCUUUUGUAGCAGCUUGGAAAAAUACCCACAACUACAGAGUAUGGAAUAGCAACAAGCAUCCAGCUCUUGCAGAGGUAAAUUCUAGCCACCCAUUCCAAGGACAGUACUCUGUAUCAGAUGUUAAGUUAAGAUUGUCACACUCCGUGCAAAACAGUGAACGUGGAAAGAAGAUUGGAAAUGUGAUGGUUUCUACUAGUCGAAAUGUUGUACAAACGGGAAAAGCUGUAGGUCAGUCCGUUGGAGGAGCCUUCACAAGUGCAAAAUCAGCAAUGUCAUCAUGGUUUUCCACUUUUACACAGUCAACCCAAAGCCUUGGGGACUAACUGAUAGUCUUGCACAACACUGCUGAAAAUUUCAGGUGCGAUGCUUUCUCUGAGCUGUAAAAAGACUGCUCCAAAACAGGAGUGGAGAUUAACUUCCCAGGACCAAAACAUGUUGCUUGCAAGCACACAUGAAAUGUUACCAUUCAGUUUCACUGGAAUUAUAGAAGAAUGGUGAGUGUCUCCAUACAAUGGGGUGGCACCUGCAGUAUAUCGGUUGUAUUUAAAGUGACUACUUUAAAACUGAGCCUUUAUAAAGACAUUAGCAAACAGGGCUUGCUGCAAGCCAAAUGUGUUUGACUUUAGAUUUGUACAUUUUCUUGGAUGUUGAUAAUAUUUAUGAAAACCAGUUAUAUUUUUCAAUCCAAAUAGCCAAAUGUUUGUGAAUUCUUGUUAGAAAUAAGCAGAAUAUAAACACUGACUCCUCUUUCAGGUUGGAUUUGAAAGCAUCUCUGCAAAAAGUAUAUGGUGAAAACCCAUUAAGGGUUCCAAGCCAGGUGGAACUUUCUCGCUUUCACGUGCAAAUUAAAAUUGGCAGGGUGCAGAGUGUGGCUGAUUUAAGAUUUUUUUUUUUUUUUUUUUUUUUCCCUCCUCUGUAGCCAUGUACAGUUGUUUGCGUUAAUCUGUCUCUACCUUUCUUUGUGUCCCCAAAUCUGUGUGACAAUUGCAAAAUCAGUAAUUUCUUGAUAUUAUGCAGUAGGCCUUCAUAAUUCUGCAUAUGUUUUGGCUGUGUUUUUACCCUGGGAUGUGAGUGGGAUUCCAGUUGGAGACACCUCUUCAGGAAAAAUAUUACAAAACAAUUCUCACAAAUCGGGGUUGGAUCAUAGUUUUGUGAGGUCUUUCUCUAUUAGAAUGUAAUUACACCAUCAAUGUAAUUACGUGCAUUGAAUACAAAGAACUAAAAAUGCCUAAAACGAGCACAGCACCAAACUGUGUGGCACUUUUUCUUUUUUUUCCUGGUAAAGUUAUGAAGACGUUUCCAAAUGAAAAUCAGCUAUAUCUGUUUUCUGUGUUGACUCAGGGAAUGUUCUGUUUGGAUAGCUACUUUUUUCAUAAAGAAAGUAGUGCUGGAAUUGAGUAACUGAAACAGCUCAGUUUGUAUCCUUGUGUGAAGAAAUAUAAUAGUUUAUAUGAAAAGAUGUGGCAUAAUGCUGUAUUUUCUAUGUAACAUGCAUGUGGUGUUUUCUGUGUGCAAGUUUAUUCCACUUCCUACAUUUCCUGAUUCUGAGAGAUUAUUUCCUGUUUCUUGCAAUGUGUGUGCCUCUCUAUGCCUUCUGACAUCCCCACACGAUAGCUGUUAACAUUUUCUACAUCACGUUAUCAAAUGUUCCAAUUUUCUGUAGUAAAAGGCUCUCAGUUUAUUGCCUCAUCAGUAUUGGUCAGCACUUCACCAUGUUCUUUUCCGGGGCCAAGAUUUCAAGUCAUGGUUAUUUCUUCUAUUCCUCAAAUAAAAUACAGCAGCUGUACAAGAGGUAGACAAGAAGGCUUGAAUGUAAUUUAAGAAAUUAAGUUUUAAUGCCUUUAGGUGCAUUUGAAAAGCUAAUAGAAAAGCCACACUUGCAUCACACAGUUACUGUUGAACAGCUUAGUUUUUAGUCUUAUGGCUUCAAACAGCAAUUUGAAAACACAGGAUCUGGUUUAAAGCCUUCAUUACUUUUUUUCCAGGACAAAUUAGAUAGAAUGGCUGUGGAAAACCUGAGAGUUUACAACUAGUUUGAGUAGUUUCAUGUGAGAAUGGCGAAAAAGGCGCCUAAAGCUCUACUGAUCUACUGCUUCUGACAUACAAGUAAAAUGUACCUAUAGAACUGCAACUAUUGCUACUGAUCUGUGUGUAUUUGUGUAUUUCCUAAAAUUUCUGAUGCUCUUUUUCUGUUUUAUUCCACAACUCUCUAAUAGACAUUUAUAUCUCUUCAAAGACUAAGUAAUAAUUGAUAUGCUGGAAGAGCUCUAGUGAAAUAAGACUAGGGCUGCAUUUAUUCAUUAUGAAUCUAGAGCUUUCUGAUUCAGCAUGCAGAUAAGAAAAUAAUCAAAAAUAAUCACUUGCUUUUGUGAAAUAGCUAGUGUAUCAGCUGCCUGGGAUUUAAGUGGUCAGGCUUCAUGUUGUAGUGAAGACUGAAUAAAGGUGCAUAAAGUAUUUAAGCACCUGUAAAACUAACUUCAGCAAUUUAAGGCAUACAAGGUAAAUUUAGGCUUAGGAGCUCACGAUGGUGAGUUCUAACAGCCACGCGAGUGGGAGGUAUUUACAUGUACAAGGUAUAGAAACAGGACCUUCAAGUAUCCCUUUUCGAUAUCCUUGUCUUUGUCACCUCCUCACCUGAGUUUCUUCUGUAAAAGUCUCCUGUGCCCCAAAUUUGUAUAGCAAAUUUGUUUAGCUCUCUGCAUUCUCCUUACUCCCACAGACUGCCUCGGUGGCCCAGGGAUAUCUGAAAGCUGAUUUGUUUGUUUGUUUUGGUAGAUUGAUUUGAGGAAAGGCAGAAUGAGGUGUCCUCUGCAGUGCUCAGCAAGCCACAGCUGCUUGCUGCUUUGUACAGGGACUCUGUUAUGAUACUUCACAGUAUUUCUCUUAUGAGCAAGGUGACCAGACAGAUCUUUCUCUGAAGUCUUUUUCCCACUGUUCCCGCUGUCUCUGCUGUGGAGCCAAACAUACAACCUGAUUAUGAGUAUUUUCCUUUCUUUACAAAUGAUAGAUGAAGAAACUGGUAUUUAUUUUCAAUCCUUUUAAGAACUAGCAUCCUGCUAGCAAGUUGGACUGUGACUCAUACAGUGAUUAAGACUCAUGCAGUGGGUAGAAAUGAAGUGAUCUUCAUAAUAUGUGACCUUCAUUAACAUGAAUGUUUGCUCUGCCAUUUGCUUAAACUUACUUUUGAGCUGUAGGAAGGCAUGCAGCCACUGAGGUUUAUCUAAGCUCAUGUAGUCCUCUUAAUUUAAUGGUUGUAACCUCUUUAGUUAAAUCCAGUGCAAAUGCAAGUUAUUUUCCUCCCCUCUGUUUUAAAAUACCUAGUGCAAGCAUUAUUACUUACUCAGAAAAAUUUAGGCAGACAACUUCCGUCUUAAAGACCCUGAUAUACGUUCCUGCACUGCAAGAAAGAGUCCUAAAUGAAUUGGUGAUGGUACCUCUAAUGAGUCAACUGUGAAGCUAUUGUUACAGCUUUGUCAUAAUGUGUGUUGCAAAGGUAUUUCUGGCUGCCAGUGUGCAGCACGUACUGACUUACACCUUUCAACUUUCUGUCAAAGGCAUCAAUCUCUGCUUUUUGUAUGUGCCAGCAUUUGAGGAACUGCCCGUUGAGCAUAGAUUUAAGUCCCAAAAAACCCACAAGACUAAGUAUUGUUGACCUAAUAUUUCAUUUGACUAAAAUGUUUGGCGUUUUUCAUCAAUCAUUUUCACGUCAUAACCUCAAUUCCUGUGCACAUCUGACACCAGUUUCCUCAAAUAUCACAAUGUAAUUAUCAUUUUUAGAUCAGUGUUCUAGUACAUUGCACUUGUUUGACCUUGUGCAUCUGUUUCAAGCACUUUUGUAAUUAAAUUUAGUAUUUUGCCUAAACAAGCUUCUGAUUUCAGUACAAAUUACUACUAAGCAGACAAACUAAUGUGGCAGUAUUUAAUUUUAAAAGUGAAGGUGUGAAUUCAGUUCUUAAACAUAGAAACUGUUGCUUGAUAAUUGAACAUACAAGUAAUGUAUUUGAUUUUUCUUGUGCUGCUUGAAAAAUAAAUACAUCCAACCUGUUUAAAGUUCUAUCUGCUCAAAACGAUGUAUUAUUUUAAGAAAUUAUUCCCUCCAGAAGAUACUUGGAGGCAUCUGCUUUUGGCAUUGGUAGCUGCUUGUAAUACACUGGCAAUCUUUUUGAAAUAUGUCUUUCAGUUAAACUGUGCAUGUUGCUUUUUGCAAAUUUAGGACAAGAGGAUCCUCUAGUGUGACUUUUUAUUCCCUAUUGGGUCCUGCUUAUUGUGAAUUGAUUCAGUAGAUUACAUCAUUAAGAACUUUAAGUACGACUGUAAAAUUUUGAUGUAGAUUUAGCUUUAAAAUAGUAUGUAGUUCAUUUGGAUUGUGACAUCUAGUCAAAGUCAGGAUGCUGAGUAAAUUAAUUGCUGCACAUCCAGUUCUCUGCUAUAGUGAACUGUUUUAAAACUUUAGAACUUCUACUGUAACUGUCACUAGCUGAGAAUGAUUUGGUAAAUCGCUGUUUCCAGUUGGAGGAAACUAAAUGCCUUGAAUAACAUUGAUGUGAAUUAGAUGAAGCUGAUGUCUAGAAAAUGGUUGCAAUUCUCUAAAAUUUGUUAAAAUUUUUCUGACCGUAUGAAAGUGUUGUCCCUAAAUUCAGGUUCUUUUACCCCGUGUAAAAUGAGCCAAAAACCACCCAGAGUCAAGAUACUUGUUUAAUCCAUAUCUGUGCAGAGCUGGGUGCUAGGUGGCAAUUCCCCAAAGCCACCACACCGCACACAGGCAAGCAACACACUGACACACUUCAAACUACAGGAAUACACAUGUAACAUAAUGACCGUUGGUUUGUUUCUUAUCACUGUGUUCCUCACGGGUUAACAACAGGCCUUGUCUCGGUCUGAAGUCCCAGUAGCCUCUUUUUUAACUACGCAGGUUCAGGGAGGAAGGGGCUUUUCUUGGUAGGUGACUUUUUCCUACUCAAGGGUGGGGUUUUAUUAUGUUAAUGAGGAAAGCUCACUCAUAAAUCAGGUGGUUCUCUCCUUGGUUCAAUUAGCAGCUUUGGUUUCUGUGCAUUUAUCUUGGUAUUUCCCUGCUUGAUGGUUUUGUGGUGUCAUCCCUCCUGCUUAUCUCAGCAUUUCCUUGUUAUAAUUACAGUGUUGCUUCUUCAGGGUCAUUCUGUCAGCUUUACCAGUUCCUUUAUCAAUUCCUGGCAUUCUUUCACAGCCCUGCUUUUGUCAUUUUAUUAAAAUGUAACACAAAUAAUUGUGUAAACACACUGGAAGAUAAAUUUACAUCGUGUUGUUUGUGCAGUAUAAUUUUACUUUCUUGCAGGUAUUUAGCUUUCAUUAAAAAGGGCAAUAUGGAAAGUAUUCAUUAAAAGCAGAAACACUACAUUAUUGUACUAUGAUUAAAGAUGGAUGACAAAUUG
Messenger RNA from Tyto alba (common barn owl), 7207 nucleotides. It is a transcript of the gene AVL9, whose product is annotated as AVL9 cell migration associated. Gene Ontology annotation, cellular component: cytoplasm. Bases 182 to 2122 code for a protein of 646 amino acids. The record is from RefSeq and is a predicted model, not a curated record. The transcript has 16 exons. Lineage: Eukaryota; Metazoa; Chordata; Aves; Strigiformes; Tytonidae.